Molecule: messenger RNA, 1875 nt
Organism: Kluyveromyces marxianus DMKU3-1042
Lineage: Eukaryota; Fungi; Ascomycota; Saccharomycetes; Saccharomycetales; Saccharomycetaceae
Gene: TAH18
Product: NAPDH-dependent diflavin reductase
Exons: 1
Coding region: 1-1875 (624 amino acids)
Cellular component (GO): cytosol
Molecular function (GO): NADPH-hemoprotein reductase activity; FMN binding; flavin adenine dinucleotide binding
Source: RefSeq, a predicted model, not a curated record
AUGAAGGAUAAGAAGAUUGCUAUAUUAUAUGGGUCCGAGACUGGAAAUGCGCAAGAUUUUGCGAACAUUUUGUCUCAUAAGUUGAAAAGGUUGCAUUUUCCUCAUACUUUGACUAACAUCGGUGACUACAAUCCAAAGAGUAUCCUCAAAUGCAAAUAUAUGUUUAUCAUAUGUUCCACAACUGGUCAGGGGGAACUACCACGAAAUGCGCGGGAAAAUUAUAAAGGUCAUAGUCAGGGGACUCUAUGGCAGUUCAUGAAGAAGAAGAAUUUACCAAGUAACUUUUUGGACCAUUUAAAUGUUGCUCUAUUAGGGUUGGGAGACUCGUCGUACCCUAGAUUUAAUUUUGGUAUUAGAAAACUUCAUGAGCGUAUGGUAAACCAGCUUGGUGCAAUUGAGAUUUUCCCUCGUCUUGAAGCUGAUGAGCUAGGACUGGCCGGAAGUAAUAAGAAUACAGGAAAUGGAAGCGAAUCUGUAUAUUUUGAGUUUGAGAAAAAGGUACUUAGUUACUUGACCGAAAAAUAUCCAACUCGAGUGCAUGAUGGUAAAGUAGUACCUCGAGUUAUGGUUGACCAGGACGUUUACUUAAAACCAAGCAAUAUAUUAGAAAUUACAGAUGAUAAUGGAAGUAACAAGAAAGUAGAAUCUGAAAACAAUAUUCGUUUCGUCGGAGACGAAAGUAUAAGGAAAGGAACAGUUAAGUUAAACAAACAAAUUACAGCCCCAGAUCAUUUCCAAGAUGUACGUCAAUUUGUUUUCGAGACAGAGCACCAUGAAUCAUAUCAACCUGGAGACACAGUCUGUUUGUACCCUGAAAAUCUAGAUUCUGAUGUACAGGCAUUUCUUGAUGCACAAUCUUGUUGGAAAGAUGUUGCUGAUAAACCAUUGACAAUUACAAACCUGGAGACAUGCGAACUUUUCAAAGAUGGAGGUCUGGUUGAACCAUUGACCCUCAGAACGCUACUGAAAUACCAUCUUGAUAUCAUGAGCAUACCAAGACCAAGCUUCUUCAUGAAGAUAUGGACAUUUGCUACUGACUUAGAACGUUUAUCUUUCGAUAAGGAGCAACUAGAACAGCAGAGGGAAAAGCUAAGACAAUUUGGUUACGAUGAAGAUCUUCAAGAUCUCUAUGAUUAUUGCAAUAGACCAAGACGAUCUAUCUUAGAAGUUGUUCAAGAUUUUGAAUCUUUGAAACUACCAUGGGAAUUUGUAUUAGAUUUCAUUCCUAUUAUGAAGCCCCGGUUUUAUUCCAUAUCCAGCAAACCUUCAGAUCACAAUAUUGAACUAACUAUUGCUGUUGUGCGUUAUAAAACAAUUUUAAGAAGAAUUAGAAAGGGUGUGCUAACUAACUUUUUAAUCUCAUUAUCAGAAAAUGAAACUAUUCGUUAUAAACUCCAGCAUAACAAUUUGAUUCAUGAUGAUAUCAUUGGAAAGCCAAUAAUCAUGAUAUCUCCAGGCGUUGGUCUCGCACCAAUGAGAAGUCUAAUAAAAUCAGAAAUCUUUAAUGAGCUAUACUUGUUUUUUGGUAACAGAAUGAAAAAUAAAGACUACCUAUAUGGAGAUGAGUUGUCAAGGUGGAAUGAAGAGGGCAAAAUAAAGCUCUUCACCUGCUUUUCUAGAGAUCCAGUGAACUCUCCAGAUGCGAAAUAUGUUCAGGAUCAAAUGUGGAAUCACUCAGAAUUAUUAGCUAAUUUAAUUCUGAACAAAUCAGCAGUUAUAUAUAUAUGCGGCUCAUCAGGUAAAAUGCCAGUCCAAGUUAGAUUGACAAUUUUAGAAAUAUUGAAGAAGCACGGGGAUUUCAAAAAUGACGAUGAUGCAGAGCAUUAUCUCAAGGAAAUGGAAAAAACAGAUAGAUAUAUGCAGGAGACCUGGUAG